AUGGCCGAGCGCACACACGCGACACCCACCGCACGCUUCCUGCACCGCUUCCGCCCGGCCAUCCCCUCCUUCUUCAGCACCGCCUCCUCCUCCGCCGGCCACCUGCAACCACCACCGCCCGCCGACACGGGCUACGGCGCCGCCUUCGGCCUCCGCCCCAGCAGCAGCCACUACUCGGGUGACGGCCUGCGCGGCGCGCCCGAUACGGUCCUCGAUUACGGCAACCGCCAUCGCCACAACCAUGGAUAUGAUGAUGAUUAUUAUAGCGACGAGGAAGAGGAAGAGAGCCCCAAAAGCCCGGAGUUCCGCCUCGGCCCGCGCGACCUCCACCUGCCGGGCACGCGGCUGCAUCUUCCCGAGCUGGAGCGCACGUGGACGCAGGGGUCGAAUGGUCCGCCGACGAGGCCCGGGACGGCAGCGGUGGCGGCGCCGGAGCCGGCGGUGGUGCAUGGGAGGCGGCACGGGUCGGGGCGGUCUGCGAGGGAGGGUCGUGGUGGUGAGGGGGAGGAUGGUGAGGGGGGGCAUCGGGAGCGGAGGAGGAGGAGGAGAAGGAGGCAUCAUGGGGAUAGGUCGGAGGGGGGUUCGAGCUUGUCGCGGUCGGGAGGGUCGUCGUCGUCGCGGAGCAGUAGGACGAGCAACCGGCCGCCGCCCAAGAACUUCCUUUUUUGUUUCCCCUGGAUCAAGUCGCGGCGGGUGCGGUCGCAGAUCCUGCGGUGUUUUGUGUCGGGCACGUUUCUCGCCCUGACCUUGUCAAUCUACCUCACGCUGUCGCUCACGCAAAACGUCACCAGCAACGAGUUCACCAUCCUGAUGAUCAUCAUCCUCCUCUUCGUCACCAUCUUCUUCUGCCACAGCCUCAUCCGCCUCUGCAUGCUGGUGGCCAAGGCGCGCAAGCGGGAACAGCUGGUGCAGCGUGGGCAAGCCGCGCCGGAGAUGGUCGGCCCCGGAGGCUACGCCAUCCCGCGCGAGCCCAUCCCCGUGGUGCUGGCCCGGGACGAGGAGGUGGCGGGGAUCGAGAGCGAAGCAACCAAGACCGGGCCGCCGGCGUACGGCGUCUGGCGGGAGAGCGUGAGGGUUGACCCCAACCGCCUUUACUGGAUGCGCAACCAGCAGCACCCUGCGGUCGAAGAAGUAUCCGAUCAUAGCAGUUCGAGCGGCUCGGGAAUCACGGGGAGCACGGGACCCACGGUGAGCUCGGUGAGCUCGCAGAGCAGUGGUCGCGCGCCCGUUCCUCGGCCGCCGUCAUAUUCUUCCGACGAUGGCGUGAGCUACGUGGUCGAGGCGCGGCCGAGGUCGAUGGCACCGCGGGGAAAUGCGCCGCCGGUGCCGCAUCCGUCUGAGAACGGCAUGUCAGGGUCGUGGUUCUGA
Chaetomium fimeti is the source of this 1368-nucleotide messenger RNA. RefSeq lists its product as uncharacterized. The record is from RefSeq and is a predicted model, not a curated record. Lineage: Eukaryota; Fungi; Ascomycota; Sordariomycetes; Sordariales; Chaetomiaceae. Bases 1 to 1368 code for a protein of 455 amino acids. The transcript has 4 exons.